ACGUCUGGCAAGUUAAAUUUCCUCUCAAUUUCUUGCCUACCAAGCCGCCACUGAGACCUCUCCUUGAACAGAAUCAAAAUUUUCUUCUAUCCCCUCAAAAUCCCACCUUUUAAAUUCUUCGAACAGCUUCCAACCAACAAAUCUCAUUUUUUUCAACAAAGUUUUGAUAUUUGUUGCUUAAUUUCAAGUUCAAUUAAUUUUCUUUACGUUUUCCCGGCAACCAAACAGACUCUUAGAAAAUGCCAAACGCAAUGAGUUCAAUUCAAAGUCCUCUCCAGAUGUCAAUCUCCGAAUCAACCAAUCUCCGGUGUCGUAUUAGUCUCGAAGGUCGAGGAAACGUAAUCAAAUUCAACAACGGCGUGAAAAGAGCGACCACGGUAUCGUGUCUCGGCGUGCACGUGGCGGAUUCAUGUGAGAGCGUGGGGGUGGGUAAGAGCAGCAAGGAGGUUAUGGAGGCGGAGAAGAAGGUGCUGGUGGGGACGUACGCGAGGAUGCCGGCUGUACUUGUGAGUGGCAAGGGAUGUAAAUUGUAUGAUGUUGAAGGACGAGAGUACUUGGAUAUGACUUCGGGGAUUGCUGUGAAUGCGCUUGGACAUGGUGAUGAUGAUUGGGUCAAGGCUGUGGUUGACCAAGCUAAUUUGUUGACGCAUGUCAGCAAUGUGUAUUACUCCAUCCCUCAGAUAGAGCUUGCUAAGCGUCUAGUGGCUUCUUCUUUUGCUGAUCGUGUGUUUUUCACCAAUUCGGGAACGGAAGCAAAUGAAGCAGCUAUUAAAUUUGCCAGGAAGUUUCAGAGACACUCAAAUCCUGAUGCGAAAGAGCCAGCCACGGAGUUCGUAGCUUUCUCCAAUUGCUUUCAUGGAAGGACCAUGGGUGCUCUUGCUCUGACAAGCAAGGAACACUAUAGGUCACCUUUUGAACCUGUCAUGCCUGGGGUCACUUUUGCGGAGUAUGGAAAUAUAGAAGCCACCAAAAAACUGAUUCGGCGUGGCAAAACUGCAGCAGUAUUUGUGGAACCCAUCCAGGGUGAAGGAGGCAUAUAUAGUGCAACAAAAGAAUUUUUACAAUUUCUACGUAGUACUUGUAAUGAUGCUGGGGCUCUUCUUGUCUUUGAUGAGGUUCAAUGUGGUUUAGGCCGGACUGGAUACCUUUGGGCACACAAGUUCUAUGGUGUCUACCCAGAUAUAAUGACCCUUGCCAAACCUCUCGCUGGAGGUCUACCCAUUGGAGCUGUUCUAGUGACUGAACGAGUUGCUUCUGCCAUAAAUUACGGUGACCAUGGAACUACUUUUGCCGGCAGUCCCCUAGUCUGUAAUGCUGCCAUUGCUGUUCUAGACAAAAUCUCGAAACCUGGUUUCUUGGCCAGUGUCUCCAUGAAAGGCCAGUACCUCAAAGAAACUUUAAAGCAGAAGCUUGGAGGAAAUCCCCAUGUCAAAGAAAUACGUGGGCUUGGGCUUAUUAUCGGAAUCGAGUUGGAUGUUCCUGCUUCUCCCCUCCUAGAUGCAUGCCAAGAAUCUGGCCUCCUUGUACUCACUGCCGGAAAAGGCAACGUUGUCAGGCUAGUGCCUCCAUUGAUAAUAACAGAGCAAGAGCUCGAUCAUGCAGUUGAAAUUCUACACAAAUCCUUUCCAGUUCUCGACUCUAAUUCAAACUAGGAAAAAGAAAAUUGCAGCAUAGUUGCAGUUGAAGGAUUCAAUCCUUGAAUUAACAGUUUAUGUUUUAACACCUUCAUAUGAUGAAAACUGUUGGCACCUAAAGCCAAGUUGUGCUUCUUAUUAUUUAUGAGAAACCAGUUAUUUUAGAUCAAA
This is a messenger RNA of Pistacia vera, 1805 nucleotides long. RefSeq names its product acetylornithine aminotransferase, mitochondrial-like. Lineage: Eukaryota; Viridiplantae; Streptophyta; Magnoliopsida; Sapindales; Anacardiaceae. The transcript is spliced from 3 exons. Gene Ontology annotation, cellular component: chloroplast stroma. Bases 240 to 1652 code for a protein of 470 amino acids. Gene Ontology annotation, biological process: arginine metabolic process. The record is from RefSeq and is a predicted model, not a curated record. Gene Ontology annotation, molecular function: identical protein binding; transaminase activity; pyridoxal phosphate binding.